This is a messenger RNA of Micromonas pusilla CCMP1545, 2091 nucleotides long. RefSeq lists its product as uncharacterized. The transcript has 3 exons. The record is from RefSeq and is a predicted model, not a curated record. Lineage: Eukaryota; Viridiplantae; Chlorophyta; Mamiellophyceae; Mamiellales; Mamiellaceae. Gene Ontology annotation, cellular component: microtubule. Gene Ontology annotation, biological process: positive regulation of protein polymerization; microtubule bundle formation; microtubule polymerization. Gene Ontology annotation, molecular function: tubulin binding; calcium ion binding. The coding region runs from base 1 to 2091 and encodes 696 amino acids.
AUGUUCCGCCGGUACGACGUCGACCGCAACGGCGAGCUCGACCUCGGGGAGGCGACGACGGCGCUGGGCGACCUCGGCGUCCUCGAGGGCGUCCUCGCGUCCGCGGCCGCGGAGCUGUUCGACGAGUUCGACGUCGACGGCGACGGGACCGUGGGUCUGGACGAGUUCGAGCGGCUCGUGGCGAAGGUGUCGACGCUCAGAGGGAGCCUGGACGCGGCGCCGAAGGCUUCGGUGCCGGAGGGUUUCGCGACCACCGCGGGCGCGCUCGCGUUGCGCGCGUCGUUCGAGGCGUUCGCUCUGUACGGGAAGGGCUCGAACCCGGACCCGAUGUACAAGGAGAUGCUAUCGUCGCGGGAUUACAUGAAGAUGAUGGUCGACUGCGGGCUCAUCGGCGGCGCGGUGACGACGACGGUGGUGGAUCUGAUAUUCACGCGUCUCACCGUCGCCAAACAGAAAGAUUUGCGCGCCGCGCGCGUGCGUUGGGACGACGGCUCGUUCUUCGAAGCGCUCGCGGCGGUCGCGGUCGAGCACAAGGCGACGUUCGGGCAGGUGGUGUCGCGCGUGUCGCAGUGCCGCCCGCAGUCGAACGUCAAGGAGGACUUCAAGAUCACCGGCGCGGCGGACGGCAAGAAGGAACGCGUCGCCGCGGCGUCGGCGCUCGACGCGGCGCAGCAAGCCAACGGCCCGGCGCCGCCGCCCGAAGCGCUGACGGAGGCGAACCUGCUCCACAUCUUCAACAAGUACGCGGAGGAGUACCAGACCGGGGACGUGUUAACUCCCGUGGACGCGCUCCACGCGUUCGCGGACGUGGGGCUGCUGCGGCGCAUGCCGCUGGAGGUGUCGCAGACGGCGGUCACCAACGCCAUCGCGGACACCGCGGCGAACGGCGGCGCGGACGCGCGCGUCGCGUUCGCGCCCUUCUUGGCGUCCGCGCGUGACCUCGCCGCGGCGCGACCGCUCACGAAGUACGCCCCCCCGGGCAUGGACGUGCGCGCGGGGGAGUCCGUCGCGGAGAUGCAUCUGCAGAUUGGCCAACGCGAGGCGCUGUUCGCGGCGUUCAGGGCAUUCGGCGGCGGCCCCCGCGGCAUGACGCCUUCGGAUUGGAACGGUCUCGUGAACGCGUGCGGGCUCAUCGGCACGAAGCUCUCCGAGGCGUCCGCGGCGGUCGUCUUCGCGAAGUGCAAGCAGGGCGCGGGGUUGGGCGUCAUGGCGCCCAAGGCGAUGAGCUUCGAGGGGUUCGUGCAGGCGUGCGCGCACGUCGCGCAGGAGUACGACGUCGCGUUCGACGUCGUCGCUCAGCGCGUCGUCAAGUGCGCGCCGGAGACUCCGAAGAAUGGGUCUGAUGAGAUAACCGCGGAGGACGCCGUCGCGGACGCGGCCGCCGGCGGGGACGUCGCCGCGAGCGCGACGAUGGCGAGCGCGGUCGCGGCGAAGACGGGCGGCGUCCCGACGACGGCGGAGGAAGCCGCCGACCGCGACCCGGACGACGUGCCCAUUCUCCCCGUGCCCGUGAGCGUCCCGUCCGAGAUGCGAGACGACGCGCCGUUGCGCGCGGCGUUCGCCAUGUUCGCGACGCACGACCGGGAGGACGUCCACCCGGAGAUGGAUCUCGAGGGGUGGGCCGCGCUCGUGCGAGGGUGCGGGCUCAUCGGCGGCGAGGUGACGGAGGAUUUGGCGCGGGAGAUUUGGUCGCAGGUGGUGUUCGGCGUGCCAGGCGCGCCGCUGGACACGGCGCACGGGCGGAUGCGGUGGGGGAAUUUUUUGCCCGCGUGCGCCGUCGUCGCCAAGGCGCACGGGGUCAUCUUCGAGGUGGUCGCCUCGAGGCUCACCGCCGUCGCCGCGCGGCAGGAGGCGGCCGCGUACGAGGCGCGGCGGGAGGCGGAGGCGAGCGGGAGGAUCGGGACGUCGCUUCGCGACGACGGCGGUCUCGUGGAGAAGGCGGCGUCGCAGCGGAGCGUCCGGAAGCUCGACAGCAUGUUCAAGGAGGAGAGCUCGAGGAGCAAGAAGGAGGCGAAAGCCGCCGCGAAGGCGGCGGCGAAGGCGGAGAAGGAGGCGAAGAAGGCUGCGAAGAAGGCUGCCAAGGGGAAGUGA